Molecule: messenger RNA, 2337 nt
Organism: Scheffersomyces amazonensis
Lineage: Eukaryota; Fungi; Ascomycota; Pichiomycetes; Serinales; Debaryomycetaceae
Exons: 1
Coding region: 1-2337 (778 amino acids)
Source: RefSeq, a predicted model, not a curated record
AUGUCCGAGUUAUAUUUCUUGCGGCAUGCUCGACGUAUAGAUCAUGAAUUAGAAUCUACAUUAAAUGAUUCAAAUGUUCCUACGCCUAUUUUCCCAGAUUAUCCUAUCUAUGAUCCAUCAUUAUCAUCAUCAGCUAUUCCUCAAGUUGAAGGAAUAGUAGAUCAAAUCAUUUCCAGUUCUAAUGUAUUUAAUACUAAUACUACUACUACUACUACUACUACAAUAUCCAGAAAGAAUAUUUUUAUACAUUUUAGUCCUUAUUUAAGAUGUUGUCAAACGGCUGAUUUAUUAGUAUCUCAAUUACUGGAAAAAUUAUCAGUAUUACAUCCUCAAAUUAAAUUUAAAUAUCAAAUGCUUUGUGAUUUUGCUUUAAGUGAAUGGAUUCAUGAUAAGAUGAGAAAUAAACCUCCAUUUCAAGAUUCAAAUGAUGCAUAUAAUAUGUACACACCAAAUCUUAAGACUUUAACUAAUAAAAAUUGUUGUUCUAAUUUUCGACCUUUAAAUACUUUAGGACCCUAUAAUGGACCAGAUUUAAGUUAUAGUGAUUAUCAAUCAAGAUGUAAGACAUAUUUUAAAAAAUUAUUAGCAACUUAUGAUAAACCAGCUUAUAUAAGAAAUAAAGAUAUUAUUAUAGUUAUUUCUCAUGGUUAUGUUAUUAAUAAUUUUUUAUCAUAUUUUAUAAAUCAUCCAAUAUUUGAAGAAAUUCCUGAAGCUAAAUUAAAUUUUGCAUCUCGAGUAUUAAUAGAAAAUACUGAUUAUGAAGAUGAUAGUAUGACUGAUGAAGAUGAAUUAACUCCAGAAAAUUCAACAUGGAAACUUUUUAAAGAUGCUUUACAACUUUUGGAACGUGAAGAAGAUUUAGAUUCUACAUUAAAUUUAGAUACAGAUAUUGUUUAUUAUAAAACCAAUUUUAUUAAAAGGGAUGAAUUUCUGAGUGAAAAUUCAGAUUCAAAUAAAUCUAAUCUGAUUCAAGAUAAUCCUCGACCAUCAUUUAAAAUUUCUCGAUCUACUAUGGAUGUUACUAGUGAUAAUAGAACUAAUGAAUUAGAUAAACUUAAACCUUCAGUAAAAGUUAUAGAAAACAAAGUACAUAAGCCUAUAAAUUAUAAUCCUAUUUGUCCCUCAGCUAAAGAUUGGGAUCCAAGAAAGAUAAGAGAAUAUCAAAUUAAAAAUGAAUUUAUAUUAAAAAUGAUGAAUGAUGAAUCAUUUAAAAAGGCAUUUGAUAUUACAAAUCAUCCUUCAAAACCUGUAAGUCCAGAAGUUUCACCUAAUUCAGAACCUACAAGAAAUAAUUCAGUUAUAGAUUUAUCUAAAUUAGUGGAGACUGAUGAAAAUUAUAGGCCUAUGAAAUUACGUUAUUCUAGUACACCGGAUAUACCAAUGCUGGAAUUAAACUCUAAAGUUAAUUCUCAAGUUAAUCUUGCACAAUAUCGUAGGUCACCCAGUAAUAUUACAUCAUCGAAUGAUGGAUCAGCAGUUGAUUUAACAAGAUUAAUAGCAGCUAUAAAUAUGAAACCAACAUCUUCUCAACCUAAUGGUAUAUCUCAAAGUCAAAGAUUUGAUUAUGGAUCAUCAUCAAAUGAAAAUUCAGUUAUUGAUUUACCUAAAUUUGGAGCUUUUAUGAAUCAAAAUAGGAAAAGAUCUUUAUCUAAUCCAAGUGCUACAUCAGCAAGUGUAAAGGAUUCUUAUUUCCCACGAGUUGGAGGUAAUAAAUCUUCAGAUUCAGAAUCAUCGAUUACUUCACCUAAGGUAGGUUCAAAUGAAGAAUUACAUGUUAUAAAGGAACAUCAUAAUGAACCCAACUUAUCUUCAUCACCAACUAAUUUACCACAACUUGGAACUGUGUUUGCCAGAUCAAGAUCAUUAAAUCAUAAACGGGAUAGAUUAGAUGGAUUAUUACUUAGUAAACUUCAAAAGGAUGUUGAUGUAGAUAAUACUAGUAUGUCAGAAAGAAUAUUUUCACUUUCAUUUCAUGAUAAUAAUAAUGCUAUUACUGGGAAUAAGGGGAAUCAAUCAAUUAAUGAUAGUGAAAGUAAUAAUAAACUUAAAUCAUCUAAAACUUCACCUCAUACAGAAUCCAGAUCUCGGGGUAAUUCUAUAAAAUUCAUUCCUUCAGUAUUAACAUUUGAUUCUAAUACUUCAACAACUAAUGGUAAUAAGAAUAAAGGGAAAUCCAAGAAAGUUAAUGCUAUGUUUUAUAAUUUAGAUUCUGAUGAUGAAGGAGAUGAUGAAGAAGAUGAAUUUAUGUCGGAAUCAGAUAGUCCCUAUGGUACCGAUACCAGCCGCACAAAUAGAAAGCCAAAUGAGUAUCUUUGGUUUGGACAUAAUAGAAAUUAA